Messenger RNA from Anas platyrhynchos (mallard), 5170 nucleotides. It is a transcript of the gene ARMC9, whose product is annotated as armadillo repeat containing 9. Lineage: Eukaryota; Metazoa; Chordata; Aves; Anseriformes; Anatidae. Gene Ontology annotation, cellular component: ciliary tip; centriole; ciliary basal body. Gene Ontology annotation, molecular function: protein binding. Gene Ontology annotation, biological process: cilium assembly. The record is from RefSeq and is a predicted model, not a curated record.
CCCGCCACGUGACGCCGUGUCCCCGCUUGGCAUUGGCCGAGCGCGGUCACGUGCCGCAGGAGGGAGGUGGGGGGCGUGCGGCCGCGGUUGCCACGGCGACCGGAGGCGGCGGCGGCCCGCAGGUGUGUCGCCGGUGAGCCCCGGCGGCGCCGCUCGGCGAUGGGCGACGUGCUGGCUUACGAAGCCGAGCUGCUCGGGCUGGUCAGAGAGUAUUUGGAUUUUGCAGAAUUUGAAGAAACAGUGAAGGUAUUUGCAAAGGAAUGUAAAAUAAAAGGGAAGCCUCUACCCAAAGCAGCAGGUGUUUCCUUGAGAGAUUCAAAAGCCUUGCCUGUGCAGAAAGAUUUGCUAGCAGCGUUUGAAAAUGGUGAGCAGAAAGCUUUCUUCCAGCUCUGGGAGGAGCAUAUUUCAUCUUCGGUCCGGGACAAUGAACCAGCUGCUCAGAAGCUGGAGUUCUAUCUUCACAUAUAUUUUGCUACAUACCUCUUGAAACACUCUGUGGGAAAGCCUGACAAAGCUGAACUUGAGGAAAGGAUUUCCCACUUUAAAGCAUACCUUGAAACAAAAGGAGCUGCACUGAGCCAGACUACAGAGUUUCUUCCCUUCUAUGCUUUGCCUUUCGUUCCCAACCCUAUGGUGCAUCCUUCAUUUAAAGAACUUUUCCAGGAUUCUUGGACAUUGGAUUUAAGGACAAGAUUGGAAAAGUUCCUGUCUCUGACUCUCAAAGCCAGCCAGACUCCCAGGCUUCUCACUUUAUUUAAGGAGAAUGGACAGUGCAACAAAGAAAUGUUGCAACAUCUUCAUCAACAGCUAGUGGAGUCUGAGCACAGGACCAUGACCUACCUGAAGCGAUUUAACAAAAUGCAAGCAGACUACCAUAAUCUCAUUGGAGUCACUGCAGAGCUUGUGGAUUCCUUGGAGGCAACAGUCAAUGGCAAGAUGAUCACACCAGAAUAUCUUCAAAGUGUUUGUGUUCGCUUGUUUAGCAAUCAGAUGAGACAAAGUGUAGCACAAAGUAUUGACUUCACAAGGCCUGGAACAGGAUAUUACUCUAUGAGCCCUUGUGAUGACGGAUAUGCUUCCACAAUGUUAAGAGCAUCAAUAGCACCUGUAAAGAUGCAGGAUGUGCCGUUGUUGCCCUCUUUGGACUAUGAGAAGCUGAAAAAAGAUUUGAUUACAGGGAGUGAUCGUCUCAAAGCCUUCCUACUGCAAGCUCUGCGCUGGCGCUUGACAACAUCAUAUCCUGGAGAACAAAGAGAUACUGUCCUGCAGGCCUACAUCAAUAAUGACCUCCUAGAUUGCCACAGCAACUGUCAGAGAAAUGUCCUUAAAUUAUUACAGUCUAAGAGUGAGGUAGUCAGACAGUACAUGGCAAGGCUCAUCAAUGCUUUUGCUUCAUUGGCAGAAGGUCGUCUCUACCUUUCUCAGAACCCACUGUUGCUGCGACUGCUGGAGGAGAGACUGAAAGCUGAGGACAAGGAUUCCCUUACAUGGGAGAAUGUUCUGGGGGCUUUGCAGAAAUUCAGCCUCAGGCGUGCACUGCAGUCAGCAAUGAUCAAAGAUGGGCUCAUUUUCUGGCUGGUUGAUGUUCUGACAGAUACAGAUAGCCUGUCUGAUUACACACUGGAGUAUGCUGUUGCCUUGCUCAUGAAUCUGUGUCUGAGGAGUGCAGGGAAGAAAAUGUGUGCAAGGAUUGCAAACCAUGUGCUCAAAAUUCUCUCUGAUCUUCUUGGCCAUGAAAAUCAUGAGAUACAACCAUAUGUGAAUGGAGCACUGUAUAGCAUUCUCGCCAUCCCUUCUGUCCGAGAAGAAGCCAGAGCAAUGGGAAUGGAAGAAAUUCUGCGCUGCUUUAUCAAGGAAGGAAGUGCAGAGAUGAUCCGGCAGAUUGAAUUUAUUAUCAAGCAGCUCAAUUCAGAAGAGCCAUUAAAUGACAGUGCAGUGUCUGAUGAUGAAGAGGAAGAAGAGGAUGAGGAAGAAGACCAUGACAUCAUGGAGGCUGAUCUGGACAAAGAUGAGAUUUUACAACCUCAACUGGGAGAACUUACAGGAGAGAAGCUGCUGACAACUGAGUACUUGGGAAUAAUGACUCAUACUCCAAAAACCAAGAAGAAGCUGUUUCCCAGUGUCCAGCAGAGUAUAGACGAGCCUCUCCAGAGACCUGUGACACCAGGUUAUCACAGAACUGCGUACCCAAUGCCAGAAAACGAUGCCGUCUCUUGUCAUGAUAGGCAUGAGAAACUGCAGUCUCUGCCGAGUGAUUGUCCUCCUGUCUGUGGUGGGAGCAGGUCCAGCAUUUCUGACCUCUGCAUUUCCUCAUCAUCAAUUGAGACGAAGUCGUCCAAAGUAUUCUCAUCAGGCCAUAGAACGGACCGAAGCAUCCCAGGUGGUGACAAUAUCUUGUCUUCUCGAUCUACUGACUUCACCCAGGACAAAGCAAAUGGGCAAUCUCAUAGCGAGUUUUUCUCGGCCUUUACCAGCAAACCCAAGAUCCCUCGCACUCCUGAAGUGCAGAGUGCCAGCCCCAGAAAAGGAAAACUCCCGACCAUUGCCCCGCAGUUCUCUCAGUCUGGUCCCCAGCAAACGAGCCGGCCGAGCUCCUCAGGAUCAUCCACAAGGAGCAGACAGAGCGCUCAGUCCUCCAGGAAGUGAGAACAGUUCCUUUCCUCAAGAAUCACCUGUCACUUUACUGAAGGGCAGAGGCAGCUUCCUGUAAUGAGCUUUACUGGCGACCUACCGAGAAGAGGUUAUUAACAUUGCACGGCGUGUGCCCUGCAUGGUGAUUCAGGGAUUAUCUGAUGGGAUCCAUCUGUAGUCCUCUCUAAAGCUGGCUAAGACAAAGGCCUUGUUACAAUUCAAGGUCUCAGCAGGUGCCCACAACUGAUACGGUAGAUGGAUAUAGUCCCAGUGUCUCUGAUAGUUUAUUCUAAAGUGACAUUGCUACCUCCAGAAGUCUCUUGCUCUCUGCUUUUUGUGUCAGAGUAAAUGGCCUUUGGAGGUGGUCUGUAGGGCUCAGCACAGGAGUCUGGCCAAGCAACUGUCUUGUUUACAUAUUGCUUGCUGAACAAGUCUGUAACUUGCUUUAUUUAAAUUAUGCUGUUGUGAAUGAGUUAGGGAAUAUCUGUGUUCAAAGGAUCUGCAUCUGCACGAGGAAGGAAAGUGUAUGCUAUCUGUGUAGAGCCUCACUGCCUGGAGCAGUUCUAUGUGGAGUCAGAUCUCUGUCUGACCACCAGAGACUGAAGAGAAAAUAUUUUAUCAACUUCUGAUUGUCCUGAGGCAGUUGAAAAACUGUGCCAGUGCCUAAAGCACCAUCCAGCCAUGCUUAUCUCUGAGGAUCUGGUCAGCAGGUUUAUCUACAGCAAUUAUUCCUAUUCAUUCAUUUUUUUCCCCUUAAUAUUGUUUCUUAACAUUUGUAGAAUGAAUAAUUAAUUUUCCACUGGAAUUAAGAACUUUCUUCAUUCACAGGAGAAACCAUGAGAUGUGAACAGAUUAGAAACAGUGUUCUGUGUGUGUGUGGACCUUUGGUCUUUGUCACAUUUGAAAUUCUUCACUUCUGAACAGUGAUUGGUUAUGUCUUUAUGGAAUUUAUGCUGGUCUUCAGUGAAUCAAAGUGCUGAAUAGGUAAGGGUAAUCAGGAAGCCCUUCGCUAAAUCAAAACCCAGCAGUUAGUUCUGCCAGUAAAUUAUGAAGCCUGCACAUCCCUUUGUAUGACACAGCUCUUAGGACAACAGCAAAAACUUUAACAGAAAAGCAGUUUACCUUGGAGCUUGGCUGCCACUGAAGCAGAAAACAUUGUAAAUGGACUUCAAAAGCAAAUGCUUUAGCAGGUGUAAAAGGGAGAAGCCAAAGCUUUUGUUUUGGAGUUCCAACUUGAGAAACAAACAAGAGGAACCCAGCCUAAAACGUCAAGCAACUCCAACAGUGACAAUUGCCUCCUGCUUGAGUAAAGAGUUGUAAAGCCACCAAACAUUUCCGUAGGAACAGAAGAAAGCUUUAUGCUUGUGAUGAUGAGACCUUGAGUUCUUUGUGCCUCUUGGUAUGUGAUGGCAACUGAAUAGGCAAGGCAUUUCCUCACUCAGUGUAGUUGCCAUGAGACCCAAGACCAGUGAUGCUGCAUCAGGUUUUUGUGGAAAAGGAUCCAACAGGCAAGUUCCUCUAACCCCUUUGGCUAAUAGACUUCAAAUUGGAAUUAAGAUGUUUUGAAGGACAAGACAGUUGAAAAUCUGGUUGUAUUCACGUGAAACUUUCUGCUCAGUAACUGCACAGCCUAACACAAAGCAGGCAGGGUAUGGGUGUUGCUUUAAUGCCCCAGCUGCACAGGACAUAAAGUAAUUAGAGACACCUGAUAGUCUUUUUUCCUGUAGAUUACAGUGAUAGAUGAAUCACAGAAAACCUCUGAUUUGUGCUUUGUGAAAUCACAGAAAAUUCCUGAUUUGUGCACCCACCUGCUCUCAAAGCUGUUAAACAUAGUUAAUGAAAAAAAAUGUCCUUUGAUUUACAGAAGGGCAGCAAUAGGAGGCAGCCAUAAGAACUCACCUAGUAGUUUUGCAUGGCAGGCAGUUUUACUUUUCCCUCUGAAAAGCUAUCUUUUUUCCAGCUGGUAAUAUCAAUGGGCAGGUUGUUAACACUGAAGUGCUAAGCAAGUUCAUUUGCAUAUGCGGAUACACAGAGUGCCCCAGCAGUUGAAUUUUAUUUAUUUUACAGCGGUGUUGAGUUUCAUGUUUGAGCAGACCUGAUUCUCUGAAAUGCAGAACAGCCUUUGAAAAGAGUUGAGUGCAAACUAUUAAAAAAAAAAACCUCCCUGGGUUUACCAUUAGGUGAGGUUAAAACUAUCACUCUGUAACUCAGCCAAAAGUAGCUGCCCUCCACAAGAUCAAGAUAAGUGAAAAGCAAAAUACAACCAACAGAUGAGGAAAACUGAAAGGAACAAACUGAAGUGUAUGUCCUUGUGUGUUUCUUAUGCAGGCCCACUGCAAGGCAGAACUCUACGUGUAUGUUUUUUCAUGUUCAAGUCUUAGGUAUCUUGGAGAGUACAGAGUUUGAAAACUGUGAGAGUAUUUUUAUAUUAAUGUUUGAGAAACUUCAUUUUCCAAGUACUUGAGAGAGAAACUAUGUACAUGCUUUGAAAUAAAGUGCCAGCUGAGCAGUAGCUUGUGAAGCUGACAAAUUAACGUGU